AUGCAGAUCAACGCUGCCGCCUUUUUUGCCCUUUUGCUGGCUGCGCCGCCGGUCCUUGCCCGCACCUGCCCUGCCAGCGCGAUUCAAUGCUACUAUCCUAAUGGGCGCUGUGCAAAGUGGUGCCCGCAAUUAGGCUGUGGAUGCGCCGACAACAAGAACAGCUUGGGUGGCGGUCUCGUGCGCUCGAAGUGCAUUACCGAGUUCCAGUGGUUGGGACGUCACAAGUGCUGA
Messenger RNA from Colletotrichum gloeosporioides, 231 nucleotides. RefSeq lists its product as uncharacterized. Lineage: Eukaryota; Fungi; Ascomycota; Sordariomycetes; Glomerellales; Glomerellaceae. The transcript has 2 exons. The coding region runs from base 1 to 231 and encodes 76 amino acids. The record is from RefSeq and is a predicted model, not a curated record.